GUUCUCCCGGCGAUUGGCGUUCUUCUUUUCUGUAGUGGCAUGUCCACCGACGAGGACUCCCUGGGCAGUCCCCUCAAGCCGGCCACGCCCACGCCGGCGGAGCGGGAGCGGGAACGUCCCAGAGGCGGACGAUCCGGAGCGCCGGAUCUGCUGCGGCAUCAGCAAAGUUUCGAGGCACGCUACAGCAGCAUCAUCCAGAAGCAAAUCUGGGAGACGAGCAUCAACAAGGAUGUGCUGGAGCGGCAGCUAAACGCCUAUUUCCCCUUCUCGCGCAGUGCCUCGCUGUCCAAAGAUGGAUCUGGUGGAUUUGAUCAGCUCCUGCCGCCGGCAACGGGCGGAGGUAAUCUGAAGACCCGCUCCCUGGCCACCACACCCACAUCCACAAGGAGGCCAGGAGUCUGCCUGGAGAAGCUGGAGACCGUGGAUGUGGCCUCCCUCGAAUCGCACACCCAGGGAAAGUAGCGAAGAAAUCCAGAGGAUUAAGCUUACUCAUUCAUUGUGAUGUCCGUAAGGUUGAAAGGCAAUUUUUAACAUUUUUAGACUAAGAUAGGAUAGGUCAGAUACAUAUACAGACCCCGGAUUCGAAAACACAAUCAGAAUUUAUCAUAAACUCAGAAUACGAUGAAAACAUUAACAAUAAUUUGGUAAAUCAGCAUAUUUUAAUUUAAAUGUAUGUUUUUAAUGCUGUCAGUUUAAGCAGUGUGAUAUUUCUGAAUGAUAUUUCUUAAUGUUAAUUUCAAAAUGAACAUACAUCUUUUGAUUUCAAAAUACCAAACCCAAUCCUCUUAAAACAAUGGUUUAUUUAACUUUAAUAUCAUCUUAAUUGUCCAAUUCAUUUGUUUCAUUUUAUUUAAACAAAAGACACUAUCAAUCAAUGAAGAAAACAAAGACCAAAUCCGGGGUCUAAUAAAAAACGAUUUUUAAUAUAGCUUUAAUAAGUAUUACUAACAUGUAAGUCCAGCUAUUUCCAUAAAAUCUACUAUUUAUUUAGCACCCCAAAGAUUUGUCUACAGCACCAAGAAACAAUCUAUUUGCAUAGUUCAACCAAUGUCAAUGUAAAAUACUCGUUUUAUUGGCUAAGGAUAUGACCGUAUCCCCGGAUCAAAGUGAACCCUAUUUAAGCUACUAUUAUUCAAUCUUCCUCAAUAAAACAAAAGCUUA
Molecule: messenger RNA, 1161 nt
Organism: Drosophila rhopaloa
Lineage: Eukaryota; Metazoa; Arthropoda; Insecta; Diptera; Drosophilidae
Exons: 2
Coding region: 40-462 (140 amino acids)
Source: RefSeq, a predicted model, not a curated record